AUUUUAUACAAAGUGAGAAUGUGCUUUUAAGUAAAUUUUGAUUCUAAACACAGGACUUACAAAAGAAUGUCUAUUUUCUAUUAAUCAUUUAUAUUCGCAUAUACUAUAACAAUUUUAGUAUUGUCCAUUUUUGCCUGGAAUUAAUAUAGUGAUCUCACAAAGCCUUAUGUUGACAGAAUAUAGAAUUGGGAGUUGGACCCAAUUUAUGAAGUUUAUAAAUAAGAAGUUUGCGAAUCUGAUUCAGAUGACUUUUUUAAAUUGUAGCAGGGUUAAACAUAUUAUACUAAAUGGACAAAUUCAAAUUAAAUAUUUUCCCUUUGCAUAAGAAGAUUAAAAGAUUACAACUUCGUACAGAAAUAUCAGAUAUACCCUAAAUGCUUGGAUACUGAAGAAUUAUGCGGUGGCGUAUAUGUUUAGAAUAAGUAUUGUGCACCAAAAGGAUAGUGUCCAAUUAAUAGUAUGCUGUUUGUAACUGGGGAUGAGUUGAAGAAAGUUGAUAAAACGAAAUACACAACUUAGUUGUAAAUAAAUGAUAACUUUUACUUGGUAACAUCAACCUUGGCGGAGAGUCUGCCAAUAAAUCAACUUGAAAUCUAUGGGACAUCUCCUUGUGUUAUUAGUUAAUAUACAAACUACGACACUAUCUUCUCUAAUGCCUUUUGUGAGAAUGACACAGCCUAUACUCUUUUGAAUCAAAUUGAUGAAAUGACAUUUGCAACUUCAAAUGGGUUUACUUCCAAUACUGCUGAUAAGGUUGGCAUAUAUUCUCGUAGUUACACUUAAUUUAAUAUUGAAUGUAGAUAGUAGAAUCUAAUUACUUGGGGGAUCAGAACUCUAAAAGACAGUGAUGCCAUUUAUCCUGUUCUAUCAAUACUAAUGAUAACAAGUAUAAUUCACUUUGGACUUGUUGGAUUUGUCUAGUCUUUGUAUUACUUUAUGUAAGUUCAAUACUAAGCUCCAACAAAUAAAGGUGUUCAUUAAGGAUUGUUACUAGUCAAAAUAUUCAUCUAAUAUUUUCAUUCAGCCAUGAUUACUUUGGCAUUUGGGUUGUGGAUAGAUAUUAAAUUAUUUCUACAAAUAUCACACGAUAUGAAUUGCAGUGAUACUUAAACAGAUACUUUUAUAAGCAAUGAAUUAGAUAACAUUGAUAAAUAGUGGAAAUUAUGCUUUGUUAUGUUUUUGUUGUUUGUAGCCUUUGCUUUACUUGAAUGUACUGCUUUCUCUAUUUGUUUGGAUAAGAAACUAAAAAAGAAGAUUGAACCAAAAUAUAGAUAGAUCACAUUCUCAACAGUCAAUCAAUCUCAAUUAGGAACCAAGUCGGAUAAUUCUAAUUUAUAUAUGUAUUUUAAACCCUAAUUCAAUUUACAAUAAGAACUAAAUCUAUAAUAAGAAUUGGGGGCUAAAUAGAUUGACUAAUUGGAAUUUCCAAAUUAAAUUUUAGAUAACUAAUAGCAAUUCAAUAAUAAUGAAGCUUCUAUUUCAAUGAAACAGUCUAAUUCAAUUGAUCCAUCCCUUUAAUAGUCAAUUCAGAGUCCCAUUAAAUAAUAAUCAUUAGAAAAAUAGCAAUCAUUAGACCAAUAAAAAAACAACCAAGCUCCGUAUAUGUAAUAGAUGCAACAAAAAUAAAGUUAGAGAUUAUAAUAGUAAGGCUAUAUAAUACCUCAACAAUAAAUUGAUUUAGCUAACUUUUAAUCUUAACAAGUUCCCAUUCAGAAACCUUCAAUGAAGUACGAUAUUGAUGAUCAAAUCGACAGCGAAGAAUAGAAUAAUCGCACUUAUCAAGUUCACAAAUGA
Messenger RNA from Paramecium tetraurelia, 1794 nucleotides. RefSeq lists its product as uncharacterized. Lineage: Eukaryota; Ciliophora; Oligohymenophorea; Peniculida; Parameciidae. The transcript is spliced from 6 exons. The record is from RefSeq and is a predicted model, not a curated record.